UCGGGACUACACAGGCUAUUCGGGUUCGUCCAUCCCAGUGUGAAUUAUUAUUUUUUUAUAAUAACAAAUUUAGACAGAGGUAAAAUAAAAACAAACAGACGGAGCCAGCACUGAGGAAUAAUAUUUCUAAUCAACAGAAAUCUCGGUUUUUGUCUCGACUCAUACUCGACAGAUCAUCUUUCAAUCGAGAUCCCACAGUGUGGGAAUGGGAAAUGAUGGAGGAUAAAGGGCCUCGUGUAGCCGACUACUUUGUGGUUGCCGGCCUCACCGACUCAUCCAAGCCUCUGGAGGAGGAGCUCCACUUUGAUGAUGCCGGUCCCAAGUCUGUGAAACCAAAAGCCCCUAUCACCGACGUAGCAGUGGUGAUUCGCUCCCUGGGUGAAGAAGUACCCCCGGGGUUCACCUGUGUUGAAAGCACCCCCUCAGGCCUCUCUGCAGAGCUCAAUGGAGCCAGCCUCAGGGGCCCGCAGAUAUUCUUGUGCUUCAAGCGAGGCAGAGAUAAGCCUCCACUGACAGAUCUUGGGGUUCUGUAUGAGUGGAAAGAGAAGCUGAAGCCUGGAUGUCACAUCGUCCAGACCACCCCCUCAGGUCGCCCUGCCAACAUCAGCAACUCGUCAUCCCAGCGCAUCUACAUCACCUACCGCCGUGCACCGAAGAGUCAACCCCAUACCUCACUGGCUGUCACUGAUGUCUGCGUCAUCAUCCCCGGCAAGGGCGAGACGCCCCCUCACACCUUCUGCAAGGUGGACAAGAAUCUCAACAGCAGCAUGUGGGGAUCCUCAGUCUACCUUUGUUAUAAGAAGUCUCUGGCUAAGACAAACACAAUCGCAUACAAAGCAGGUCUGCUGUGUAGGUAUCCUGAAGAGGACUACGAGUCCUUCCCACUGCCUGAGUCUGUGCCUAUGUUCUGCCUGCCUAUGGGGGCAACAGUCGAGUGCUGGCCGGCACACACCAAACACUCCCUGCCUGUUUUUUCCACAUUUGUACUGACGGGUGCCUCUGCAGAAAAGGUGUACGGAGCAGCCAUCCAGUUCUAUGAGCCUUACUCAGAGGAGAACCUGUCUGAGCGUCAGCGCUCGCAGCUCGGCCUGCCAAGCUCUGAUCUUGGACCCGAUGGGACCAGGAGUGUUUACAGCAACAAGAGCAUCUGUCUGCUCUCCCACUGGCCCUUCUUCCAGUCCUUCAGAAGCUUUCUUACUUUCCUCUACCGAUACUCCAUCUCUGGACCGCAUGCCCUGCCUAUUGAAAAGCACAUCUCUCACUUCAUGCAAAAUGUGCCAUUCCCCUCUACUCAGAGACCACGCAUCCUAGUGCAGCUGUCUCCGCACGACAGCCUGAUACUGAGCCAGCCUGUGUCCUCUCCGCUGCCUCUCAGCGGUGGAAGCCUCUCCACGUUACUCCUGAAUCUGGGCCCGAAGAAUGCAGCCACUCUGCUGGUGCUGGCUGUCACAGAGCACAAGAUCCUGGUUCACUCCCUGCGUCCAGCUGUGCUCACCAGUGUUACAGAGGCCCUUGUGUCUAUGAUCUUUCCCUUCCACUGGCCAUGCCCCUACAUCCCCCUGUGCCCUCUUGCUCUGGCCGGUGUCCUCAGUGCACCAUGUCCUUUCAUCGUGGGUGUGGACUCCCGGUACUUUGACCUCUACGUGCCCCCAGCUGACAUCAGCUGUGUGGAUCUGGACACCAACACAAUCUCCCAAAAAGACGACAAGAAGGCUCUAACGUGGAAAAUCUUGCCCAGGAGAGCCUGCAAACAUCUCCUGAACACCCUGAAUAAGCUCUAUCAGCAGCUCACUGAGGGUGGUCAGCUGAACCGUGAAGAUGUGCAGAUGGAGCACACAGUGACUGACAGUGAGCUUAACGGUGGGAAGAGUCUCCACACUCUGGAGCUGGAGAUCCAGGAGGCCUUCCUGCGCUUCAUGGCGGCCAUCCUACGAGGAUACCGCUCCUACCUCCUGCCCAUCACCCAAGCCCCCUCUGAGAAGACCACCGAUGCCAGCUCCCUCUUCGACAUCCAAGGCUUCCUGAAAAGCAGAGACCGCUCCCACCAGAGGUUUUACUCCCUCAUGACCAAGACUCAAAUGUUCAGCCGUUUCAUAGAGGAGUGCUCCUUUGUCAGUGAUAAAGACGCCAGCCUGGCUUUCUUCGAUGAGUGUGUUGAUAAGCUAUUCACCACUGGCGGCAAGAUGGACAGUGAGCGGCCAGAGGAAACCAGACUGAUCGAACUGGAUGAAUCCCACCGCAGUGAGCACACGGUCUAUAUCAACCCUCCAGAGCUGCCUCCACUACCAAAGGGAGAAGAGCAUCCUCUGUGCUAUAGCUACUCUGGGUUCCCUGUGCUGAAUGCUGAGCUUCUGGAGCCACUGGAGGGGCCAAAUCCUCCAUCAGGAGGCAUGGCCUCACGCCACAGCAGCCCUGCCAGCCCCACGGCCAUCUUUAGGCGCUCUAAACAGGAGAUCAAAUCAGCUCAAAGGAUGGCCAAAACCCAUUCAUCUAUGCCUCAGAUGUGGUCCAAGUGUCUGCUGCGCCACUGCUACGGCCUUUGGUUCAUCUGCCUGCCAGGGUUUGUCGGCACCUGCCACUCAAAGGUGCGCGCUCUGCGUACAGCUUAUGAUGUGCUGAGGAAGAUGCAGGACAAGAAGCUGCAGGCUCCAGAUGAGGUGUGUUACCGUGUGUUGCUGCAGCUGUGCGGGCAGUACAGCCAGCCAGUCCUUGCUGUCAGGGUGUUGUUUGAGAUGAAGAAAGCUGGAGUUCAGCCUAACGCCAUCACCUAUGGGUACUACAACAAGGCAGUGUUAGAGAGCACCUGGCCCUCCACCACCAGGGGAGGCUACUUUUUGUGGGGGAAACUGAGAAACGUGAUCCUGGGUGUGCUCCAGUUCAAGCGAGCAGGGAGGAAACAACAGACACUGAACAGAGACCCUCAGCUUUCAGACGGCAGUGAUCUUGACACAGUCAGUCAUGGCAGUUUGGACAGUGCUAAUGACUCUGCCGAGCGCACUUCCAUCGACACUGACUUCACUAAAAUGGACUCCAGCGAUGAUGGAUUCAGUACAGGUGGACAGUCAGACCAGGGUUACGAUUCACUAUCCAAAGAGGAGGAGCGGAUGUGCAGCAGAGAGAGUGACAGCGUGCCACCGGUCGAAGACAAAGGGCCGAGGCAGUCCACGUCUGAGAUUGAGAUUCCAGUCAGCAGCGUUUCUCCUUCUUCUGGAAGCUGCAAAUCAACAGAUGUCAGUGCAGGGGAUGGCAACAGGCUGCUUUCCAGUCCCUCCAGUGACGCCAUUCUGUGUGGAGUUCUGCCAAAGUCAGAGAGGCCAAAAUCUCUGGACUUGUCUGGUGGACAAGGAAGCCUAAGGCUCACCGUCCCUCACCUUGGCUCAGCAAAGCAGCAUCACCUAGCUGCUGACAGACUGCACGGGGUAGAAGAAGAGGAGACAGAGACUGAUAAACAGAAACCUGUGGUGGAGAGAAGCGUCAGCUGCAGCGGUGCAGAGGAGAGGCCAGGUGUGCUCCUAGAGAGGAGUAUCAGCUGUAGUGCUGCGACUGUGAGCAGAACAGGUGUCAUUGAGAGGGGCUUUGAUCCCCUGUCACUGAUGGCAGCAGAUGCGGUACAAGAGUGUGAUCAGGAGAACAGCGGCACAAACAGGGCCCGCCGUGACCUCGCUGAAGAGAUCGAGAUGUACAUGAAUAAUGGCAACAGCCCUCUGAGCAGUCGCACACCCAGCAUGGACCUGCAGAACCCCUCGAGCCCUUUGUUUCGCCCUGCCUCAUCUCCUCACACCUCCCCGCGACCCUCCACCCUGCUCCGCUCUAGCACACACCUCCCGUUGCCUGUGAAAUCAAAGGAGAGGCUGAGGCCGUCGCCGUCUCUUCCUCUGGGUGUCUGUACAAAAGACAGGGAGAGACCUUCCUCCUUGGUGUCACCAUCCUCACCUACUCCCUCCUCCUCAUCGUUCUCCAUGGACUCACUGUUUACCCCGACUCUGGACAUCUUCAAGAGCAGCGUCAUAUCAGCAGGGAAGGGCGUGGCUGAGAAGGCCAGUCGCCUCUACUCUCGUCUGUCCUCCCAGACUUCAUUAACACAGGAUGCAAACUGUGACCGGAUUAGUGUAUCCUCACUGACCUCAGGAGAGGCAGACUGCUCCUCACUGCUUGAUAAUGACUCCUGUCUGGACCCAGAUGGCUUCACCUCCCCCCAGCAUGGCAGCGUUUCCCGGCUCAGGAGGAGCCCAGUUGUGGGUCAUAACAACCUGGGAAGCCCCAGCACGCCCAACAGAGUGUUCAGACACAACUCCUUCUCUGGUGGUUUGGCACUUCCUUUUAAACCCCCUCACACUCCAGAUUCCUCCCCCGACACCAGCCGCUUCCAACCCACUCCCAAUUACACCAUGGAGGUGCUGAUGUCCAGCUGUUCACUAUGUAAGACAUGUGACUGUCUGGUGUACGAUGAGGAGAUCAUGGCUGGCUGGACAGCGAACGACUCCAACCUCAACAGCACUUGUCCGUUCUGCGGCACAGCCUUCCUGCCUUUCCUUAAUGUGGAAAUCAAAGACCUGAGACCACAGAGCAGGUCUUCUAAGGAAAGUAAUCCUGUUACUGAGGAGGUCACGUCGCCGUCCCUCAAUUCCGAGGCCAAAAUGUCUGUGGCAGACUGUGCAGCUCAGUCAUCUGCAGCUCCCCCGCAGGAGCAGGAGAGCAGCAGGAGUGCUGGGCCAGCGCCAGUGACAGUGCCCUACCUGAGCCCUCUGGUUCUGUGGAAGGAGCUGGAGAGCCUGCUGGUAAAUGAGGGCGACCAGGCCAUCUCCUCCCCGAGUGUCGUCGACCAACACCCAAUUGUCUUCUGGAACCUCGUGUGGUACUUCAGAAGGCUGGAGUUGCCGAGCAACCUGCCGGCUCUCAUCCUGGCCUCCCAGCACUGUAGCCAUGGAGACCAGACUCCUCAGAGCGUCUCAUCCGAGGACAGUAAGCAGGUGCUCGUGAGGAUCAUGUGGGACAACCUGAAGUUGCACAAAGACAAAGUUCAACCCUGCUAUGUCCUGUGGAACACACAUUGUGCAAACUCCCUGGUUCGCUCCGGGCUGUGCGAAGAAGGCCAAGUCUUCACUGUGGAGCUACUGCAGGGUUUUGUGAGGAGCAUUAAGAAGAGUGAUGUCUAUCAGCCCAUGAGCCAGAUCAUCCAGCUGCUGGGGCCAGAGAUGGGCUUUAAGAGACAGAGGAGCCUGUACAGAGAUUUGUUGUUCCUUGCUUUGGUGGCUUUGGGAAAGAACAAUAUAAAUAUCAAUGCUUUUGACCGGGAGUACAAGCUGGCAUAUGACCGCCUCACCCCCAACCAGGUUAAACUGACACACAACUGUGACCGUCCCCCCGGAGCAGGGGUCAUGGAGUGCAGGAGGACUUUUGGGGAGCCCAGUCUGUAAAGUACUUCUCUUCUUCCGUCCCAUUAUGUUUUUCCUUCACGGUCACUGCUGCUGGGUUUCUUCUAUUUGUUUGUUUGUUUGUUUUCGGACUGCUCCUCAGACUCAGGACCAGCUCACCUGACUGGAGCGCAGAGCUCUCAAGCACAACGGGACAAUGACACUUAAUGUAAAGCAACUGCCAUGAGUUUCUAGUAUACUGUUAGAGGCGUGGAGUGACGGCCUUGUGUUUGUAAAUAUUUAGAAAAUCCACUGUAUUUUCAGUAUAACUCCAGUAAAAUGUUUGUACAGUUAUUAUACAGUCUAUUUUAUGACUUUGUUUCUGUUGAAGCUGUGAGUAAGUACGUAAAAGUAAGUGUAUGAUCAUCAUGUUGUCCAAAUUUGUAAGUGGUCCUGGCGACCUCGUUCAAGACUGUUGUCGAGUGUGUGUAUACUAAGUACAUGCUUUUAGACAUUUGUGUUUUUACAAAGCACUUUGACAAGAUGAGCUCUUGCCACUCAUUUUCAUUUAUGUAACACUGUGGCCCAGCCACCUACGCUUAAGUGACUUUUUAUUUGGCAGCUGCAGAACUUACUGCACUGUUUAAUAGUCCCAUUACAUGCAGUUAAUGGAAGCAAAGAAAUUCCUCUUCAUCUGCACCCUGCUAACAUAACAGGACCAUGCUCAUAUGCCUGAAUACACUAAAUUAAAUGGUUACAUAAAAAAAAAAAUGAACUUCUGAUUCAACAAGGGAGAACUCAGUUAAUGUAAAUGUAUAAUGUUUGUUUAUUACUCCUUUUUUUGUACAAUGUACCAAAAUAACCCAAAAGGGAAUCUCAUGAUUUAUUUAGUUUUUUUUAAGCAAUACCUUUUUUAAUGUGAGGACUUAUGAGUUUUUUGGGACCACCAAGGAUAGAUGUCCUUAAAAACAGUACAAUCAAACUAAUAGAUGAAUAAAAACUGAAAAUAAAUGUUUUCUGUUGGUUAAAUCGACACAAUUUUUGAUAAAGAAAUUAAUUUAUUGACACAGUAAUGCAUCUAUAAAAAUGUACAGAGUAUUUGAUUCUAGUAUUUUGUAUAUUUCCUUUUGGUCUUCACUGUAUGGUGUACAUGUCAGUUUUGGACAUUUGUAUAGCAAUGCACUGUUUAAUGUGAAAUACAGAGCAAAAAAAAAGGACAUUAUAAAUCUCUUUGGACAGAUGAUGGCGCAGGUUUCUUUGCACUGAGCAUAUUAAAAGAUUAAUUUGAAAGGUGUUAAGUUAGGAGAACAGCUCUGACCUGCCCUGCUUCAAAAUCACGUCCAAAAAUGAGUGUGAUGGUUCACUGUGUUAAUAUUGUCUCUCACUUUUAACUGACAAAAACCUGCCUACAUUCUGUUUGUACGGUACAAAUGUGACGCAGCUUCACAGUUUAUUACUGGACUUCACCACAGUUAUUUAUGGUGACACGAUGCUGGAUUAGACGAGGCUGUGUGCUUGGAAUAAACACCAAUAUCACAGCAUGUAUAUUUGCAUUUUAUUCACCUUAUAAUGUGUGACAAAAACAAACAAAAAAACACUGAUGACCAAAACAUUUGAUGUCUACAUGUUGUUUACACAAUUUGUCAAUUAAAACAAUGUUUAUGAUGUAUUAUUUAUCAUUUGUAACACAGAUACUAAUUUGUAUGAUUUUUAUAUGAGAAAGAAAUCAAAUUUCUUCCCUGGCUGGAUCUAUAGUUUGCUUUCAUUUAUGAAUAAACAC
Molecule: messenger RNA, 7134 nt
Organism: Epinephelus moara (kelp grouper)
Lineage: Eukaryota; Metazoa; Chordata; Actinopteri; Perciformes; Serranidae
Gene: dennd4a
Product: DENN/MADD domain containing 4A
Exons: 31
Coding region: 213-5417 (1734 amino acids)
Biological process (GO): regulation of Rab protein signal transduction
Cellular component (GO): cytoplasmic vesicle
Molecular function (GO): protein binding
Source: RefSeq, a predicted model, not a curated record